This is a messenger RNA of Glycine soja, 1740 nucleotides long. RefSeq names its product probable BOI-related E3 ubiquitin-protein ligase 3. The transcript has 3 exons. The record is from RefSeq and is a predicted model, not a curated record. The coding region runs from base 423 to 1289 and encodes 288 amino acids. Gene Ontology annotation, molecular function: ubiquitin-protein transferase activity. NCBI's taxonomy places the organism in Eukaryota, Viridiplantae, Streptophyta, Magnoliopsida, Fabales, Fabaceae.
AGGGAGCUGACAAAGCUCUGUCUUGUUGUUCAAUAAAAACUGACCCUUUCACAGGUUCCUGUGACUUUCUCACUUGCCACCUACUUGAAAAUUCGAAUUCAAUUCCUUUAUUAUAUUUAUUCAAAGCAGAACAAACGCCUCUGAAAUCUCUGACCCGAUAGUUUAGUCACAAAAUAUGCAUGUGCACCACCAGCCAAGCCAGUACUGCCACAACGCUAUUUGCCAUGCCCUAUAUCCUGCCGUGAGAACGUGGAAAAAGAAAAACUAUUUUCAGUUUUUUCACCCUUGGAACAUUCAACUUUCAGCAGAUAUAAUCUCAUCAGCAUGUGUUACUGAAGGAGAUUUAAGGGUGGAAAAGGUUCAGGUUCUGAUCAUUUUGAAGCUAUAGGUUGGCUUUGGUGUGAAAGAUUGGUGCUUAGGUUAUGGCCAUUCAAGCACAGUGGUAUCCAAAUAAUUCUGCUUCUCCGUUUUGCAACAAUGGUUUUUGUGCUGGUGGGCUUAUUGACUCUCAUAUCAAUUUCCAACCGAAAAAUCAUCUUCAACAACAGCAGUUGCAGCUAUCAGAACAGCAUUUGAAAGAGUUAUAUAAUGCGAGUCAUGGAACUGUUGAUCCAAAUCUUCAUGUUUAUAAUUCAAAAGCCGUGAAUUCUCAUAUGUUUGCUGUUCAGCUUGAGAAGCAAAGGGAGGAGAUUGAUCAGUACAUGAAAUCCGAGGAUGAGAAAUUGAGAUAUAUGCUACGGGAGCAUGGGAAACAAGUGAUGGCAUUGUUGAAGAAACUGGAAUCUCGAUCACUUCAUGUUUUAAGGGAAAAAGAUGAAGAAAUUGCGCAAGCUAUUAAGAAAAGGGUGGAGUUGGAAGAGUAUUUAAGAAAGCUAGAGGCAGAAAAUAUGAAGUGGCAGAAAGUGGCUCAAGAGAAGGAAAACAUGGCAUUGUCCCUCUAUAAAACAUUGGAGGAAAUGACAGAAAGUGGCAAUUUUUUGAACAAUGGGAUGGUGGCAAAUGAUGCAGUGUCCUUUUGUGGCGAAACUGGGGGAAAAGAAGAGAUGGACGAAGAAGAAGCAACAGCAGAGAAAGAGAAAAAACGUAUAGAAUGUUGCGGUGGGGUGAGUGAGUUUGAACAGAAUACGAGAAGAGGAGUAAUGGUUUGUAAAAGCUGUCAUUCUAGGAGCUCGAGCUUUCUGUUUCUACCAUGCAGGCACCUUUCUUGCUGCAAAGUUUGCAACACUUUCCUCGAGGCAUGCCCCGUUUGCAGCACACCAAAGAAGGCUACCAUUGAGUUGAGACUUUGAUUUUUUAGGCUGAUAUGAGACUACAGGCUUUCAUUUUCUAGGCUGAUUGAUUGAUAUUCCCGGAAAAAAAAAAAAAGUAAAUACUAGUAGAACAGAUCAUAGAGAUUGCUUAGCUGUGAUGGUUGGAUGAUGGAUCUGCUGAGAUACACAGCAAGAUGUAUGGACAUUACUUAUUUUCACUGAGUUCAAUGUUUCUAGACUUAACUAUAGGUUUUUUUAAGUUUUCAUUCUAAUGCCUGGUUUACUUUUCUUAGGCCCUUUAUGUAUUUAGAUCUAAUUUGUUCUUGAAUUGAAAAGACAAUCCAGACCAGUACAAGAAAAUUUGCUAAAUACAAUAUGUUUAGCUUUUGCUUUUAAAUUUUCUGUUUUCAUAUAGGGUCAAUUAGUGAUUUUUGUUUUUCCCUUCCAAAAAUUCAUCCACGACCAUGUAUAACUUGAUUGUUUCUGUGGC